Musca vetustissima is the source of this 1110-nucleotide messenger RNA. Its product is annotated as histidine-rich glycoprotein-like. Lineage: Eukaryota; Metazoa; Arthropoda; Insecta; Diptera; Muscidae. The record is from RefSeq and is a predicted model, not a curated record. The transcript has a single exon. Bases 1 to 1110 code for a protein of 369 amino acids.
AUGAGAUUCCUCCAAAUACUCUUCCUAUUACUGGCCUUGGCUGUAAUAAGCCAGGCCAGACGACAUCAUGGCGGUGGAGGUGUUGACAAAUUUGGCCGCAGCCAUCUUCAUCAUCGUGGAUCUCUAAUUCACCAUAGACGUCACAAGUUCCAUGGCCCCUAUGGCCAAUAUGUCAAUCAUUAUGAUCGCCAUCAUUUGAAGUUUGCCCAUCGGGGUCAUGGUUGGAGUAAAUCGGUGGCGGAUAAACCUCGAUCAUUCUUGGCUACGGAAGAGGCAAUUGAAGAAGUGCCAAACAAAAAAGAAAUUCUAAAUGACCCCAAUAAUGAAAGGGACGAAGAUGGGAUGGCAUCUGUUGGUGACAUUGAUCACCAAGAAGAUGGUCAGCUGGGGGUGGGUCAUCGUCGUAGUGGUUUAUGGAAGCCACGUUUCAAACAUCAUAGAUCUUCAAGUAGACAUACUGGAAAUGAUCAGGAACAUUUGGAUGAGGAAAAUUCAGGAUCACAUAGAUGCCCCCAUCGUCAUGGUCGUCAUGGAGGACGAUAUCACCAUAAUACUCAGGUUUAUCCUGAGGUUGAACCAGCUAAAAAUGAAAUUGAAUCCCCCAAUGAAGAAGUAGACGACAAAGUGAAUGAUGAAGAUAAAAGAGAGGUGGGGUGUAGAGGUUAUCAUCGUCGUCAUCGUGGUGGUGGAGGUCGUCGUCACCAUUGGAGGCAUCAUCAUGACGAUGGAAGUGAUGUCGAUGAAAUAAAUUCCCAAGAAAACAAUGACAACCACCCUGCAUUCCAUAGACGACGUAAUGGAGGACGAUUUUUCCAUAUAAAAUCUCAAGAUCCCAAUGGGGAUACACUAAAUGUAGAUAAGGAUGCUGAUAUAAAUACCGAUAGUGAUGAAGAAUAUUAUGGAUCACGUAGAAGAUGGCACAGUCGCCACAGACAUAAUCAUCAUCAUCACAGGAGAACACAUUCGAAACCGGAAAUAUUUGAAGAGGAUUAUAAGGAUUUGGAUGUAAAUUCUUCAUCAAAUGAAAAUCUUGGAACUACGGAAAAAGUUAUGAUCGAGAAUACAACUGAAUCUAUUAUCGACAAAAUUGAUGUGAGAUUGGCCGUUUGA